AUGGUGCAGGUGAUUAACAACAUGGAUGAAUUUAAAGAGUUGUUGCGGGCUGCUGGGAGCAGGCUUGUGGUGGUGGAGUUCUCGGCAAGGUGGUGUGGCCCCUGCAAAAGGGUUGGCCCCAUUUUCCAGGCAAUGUCUUUAAAAUACCAAAAUGUCAUGUUCGCUAAUGUGGAUGUGGACUCAUCGAAGGAAUUGGCUCAACUUUGUCACAUCAAAGCCGUACCCACAUUUCAGAUGUUCAAGCACACCAAAAAGGUAUACAGCAGGAAGGAACUCUUCCAUGCUGCCCACAAAUACACUGACAAGAAUAUCCCCAGCAGCAUCAUUCCCCAGAGUGCAAUCGUGGAGUGGAGACGAGGAAGCGCUCGCGUCAAUAAACUCUUCUGUGCCUUUGUGUAUUUGAAACAGAUUUAUGAAUUUCAUGGAGCUGAUGAACAAAAACUGGAAGCGAAGAUUCAAGAGCUCAUGUGA
Chionomys nivalis (European snow vole) is the source of this 471-nucleotide messenger RNA. RefSeq names its product thioredoxin domain containing 8 (gene Txndc8). The transcript has 7 exons. Bases 1 to 471 code for a protein of 156 amino acids. NCBI's taxonomy places the organism in Eukaryota, Metazoa, Chordata, Mammalia, Rodentia, Cricetidae. The record is from RefSeq and is a predicted model, not a curated record.